This is a messenger RNA of Penicillium cinerascens, 939 nucleotides long. RefSeq lists its product as uncharacterized. Bases 1 to 939 code for a protein of 312 amino acids. The transcript is spliced from 5 exons. Gene Ontology annotation, molecular function: oxidoreductase activity. NCBI's taxonomy places the organism in Eukaryota, Fungi, Ascomycota, Eurotiomycetes, Eurotiales, Aspergillaceae. The record is from RefSeq and is a predicted model, not a curated record.
AUGUCCUCACAACCGGUCGCCCUGAUCAUGGGCGCCUCUCGAGGCAUCGGCCGCCAAGUAGCCAUCGACAUGUCCAAAAACGGCUACGCUGUGAUGCUCGCAGCAAAAACAACUUCGGACGCGAGCAAAACAACUCCAUUCCCACCAGACCCAAACUCCUCAAAAUCAACAAUCAGCACCGUAGAGCGCGAGAUCCACGAGAGCGGCAAUCGCGCCGCAUCAGUCGCUGUGGAUGUGCGCGACGCAACCCAGAUCCAGCACGCAGUCGACGAGACAGUGCGGGUCUUCGGCAAGCUAGACGUCCUGGUGUACAACUCCGGAGCAAUCUGGUGGGCAUCAGUUGAGAACACGCCAUUGAAGCGAUUCAAGCUUAUGCAGCAGAUUAAUCCGGAGGGUCUGUACGCGACCGUUCAGGCAACGCUGCCUCAGUUUGAGAAGAACGGGUGGAAGGGACGGAUCAUUGUUGUGUCGCCGCCUAUUUAUUCGCGGUUUUUUAGAGGGAAGACUGCUUAUGCGAUGGGGAAGGUUGGAAUGAGUGUUCUUGUCAAGGGCCUUGCUAUGGAUUUCGUGAGACAGGGUCGUGAGGAGAUGGCUAUUACGAGUAUUUGGCCAGCUUCGUCUAUUGAAUCCGCCGCUACGGAGUUCAACAAGUCCGAGGAUAAGUCCUACAAGAAGGAUUUGAGAAAACCAACAAUCUUCUCCAAUGCUAUCCUGGAGAUGCUUCGGGCUCCACAUGCCACGGUCAACGGACUCUUGGACACAGACGAGGACUUCCUUCGAGAAAAAUGCGGCGUGACCGACUUCUCCAAGUACUCAGUUAUCCCAGGCUCAACACCGCGACGGAUCAUGCCUGAGAAGUUCCCCGUGCUGGAGGUUGCAGAGCAGAAUGACGAGGGUCAGAGAAUGGAUAGCGUGAAGCUGCGCACUAACAAGCUAUAA